This is a messenger RNA of Erpetoichthys calabaricus (reedfish), 1853 nucleotides long. RefSeq names its product cytochrome P450 2C23-like. Gene Ontology annotation, cellular component: cytoplasm; intracellular membrane-bounded organelle. NCBI's taxonomy places the organism in Eukaryota, Metazoa, Chordata, Cladistia, Polypteriformes, Polypteridae. The record is from RefSeq and is a predicted model, not a curated record. Gene Ontology annotation, molecular function: oxidoreductase activity, acting on paired donors, with incorporation or reduction of molecular oxygen, reduced flavin or flavoprotein as one donor, and incorporation of one atom of oxygen; iron ion binding; heme binding. The transcript is spliced from 9 exons. Gene Ontology annotation, biological process: xenobiotic metabolic process. Bases 182 to 1660 code for a protein of 492 amino acids.
UUACUUAAGGUAUACUUGCGGAGUAUGGACUUUCAGAUAAAUCCUUUUCAAAGCGGAAUUGUUCGUUAUCUUUAGAUGAUCAAAGCUGCCAAAAUCCAGGCACGUUGGCCUCUCGGACACACCCCCUGAUUUAAACCUUCAGGCGGGCCCCUUUUCCACAAUCCAUAUUUGCUUCGUAAACAUGGAGCUUAUCGUUACGUUGUUUCUGGCCGCAAUCAUUCUGGGUCUUCUUUAUAUGUUUUUACUAAAAGACUCAUUUCGCUACGCGAAGAUGCCUCCGGGUCCGACCCCGCUGCCAGUGAUUGGUAACCUGUUACAAGUAAACGGCAAAACUCCUUACAAGAGUCUUUUAAAGCUCAGUGACACGUAUGGACCCGUGAUAACGGUGCACCUGGGAGGACAUCGCGCUGUGGUUCUGGUCGGAUACGAAGCGGUGCAGGAGGCCCUGGUGCAGCAAGCCGACGCUUUCGCUGGCAGAGCGCAGUUUCCACUGCCCUUACGACUUCUAGGAGGUUUCGGGCUGCUUCUCAGUAAUGGAGAACGAUGGAAACAGCUUCGACGUUUCACUCUGUCUACUUUGAGAGAUUUUGGCAUGGGGAAACGCAGUAUCGAAGAAUGGAUUCAGGUGGAAGCCCGACACCUAACUGAGGAAUUCAGAAAAAAUGCCAGCUCGCCCUGUGAUCCCACCUUUUUCCUGAGUCGUGCCGUGUCAAAUGUUAUCUGCUCCAUUGUGUUUGGACAACGCUUUGAGUACCAGGAUAAAAGAUUUGUCUUUCUGCUGAAACUUAUUAAUGAAAACGUGCGAUUGGGCAGUAGCCCUUCUGGACAGUUGUAUAAUGUGUUUCCAAGUAUGAUGGAUGUUCUUCCUGGGACUUUCAACAUGAUAAAGAAGAAUGGGACAGAAUUAAUUGAAUUUGUUUCUGAGAUGAUCAAAGACCACAAACAAACAUUGAGUGAUGAUGACCCACGGGAUUAUAUUGAUGCCUUCCUCAUCAAGAUGAAUCAGGAAAAGGGCAACUGUGACACUGAAUUUCAUUAUGACAACCUGCGAGCAACAGUUUUAAAUCUCUUUCUUGCUGGAACUGAGACCACAAGCACUACGCUGAGAUAUGGGCUAUUGAUUCUAAUGAAGUACCCGCACAUCCAAGAGAGGGUCCAUCAGGAAAUUGAUGAAGUGAUUGGUAAUGACCAACCACCAUCCAUGGAGCACCGCAAAAAGAUGGCCUUCACAGAUGCAGUAAUCCAUGAAAUUCAGCGAUUCAUUGACAUUGUUCCAAUGAAUCUGCCCCAUUUGACCACACAGGACACUUCAUUCAGGGGCUACAGCAUCCCAGCGGGUACAUUGGUGAUUCCUUUACUGCACUCUGUUCUUUUUGAUAAAACACAAUGGGAAUCACCACAGUCCUUCAAUCCUGGACAUUUUCUGGAUAAGAAUGGCUGCUUCAAAAUUAACCCUGCGUUUCUGCCUUUUUCUACAGGGAAGCGUGCCUGUGCAGGGGAGGGUCUGGCCCGGAUGGAACUCUUCCUGUUUUUCUCGACUCUUCUACAAAACUUCUCAUUUCAUUUUGCUGAGGACCCUGAAACCAUCAGCCUCUUACCUGAUGCCAGUUCUUUUCUAAAACUCCCCCAGGUUUAUAAAUGUUUUGUCAGUCCCCGUUAACUAAAUGGUGGGGUAACAAUGUGAUUUACAGUUUUUGAGCAUGGAAGACAGUUUGUAUGCUAAGGGAGUUAAUUCUGUUUUCACUUUGGGUUUCAUGUAAAAAGAUGAAAACCACAGCUUAGGCUUGGACCUUUUGCAGUUCUGCAUUAUUAAUACUUUGAUGAAUAUACCAUUAUUUACUUAAGGUGAGGUC